Messenger RNA from Cryphonectria parasitica EP155, 3396 nucleotides. RefSeq lists its product as uncharacterized. The annotation marks the transcript as partial. Gene Ontology annotation, biological process: regulation of transcription by RNA polymerase II. NCBI's taxonomy places the organism in Eukaryota, Fungi, Ascomycota, Sordariomycetes, Diaporthales, Cryphonectriaceae. The transcript has 3 exons. The record is from RefSeq and is a predicted model, not a curated record.
AGGCCCGCCACGCCUAGGAGCUCGCGCUCUGGGCGCGUAUCUGCCCGUCCGCGCGCUACGGGAACGCAAGAUCGCGAAGAGCCCCCCCUGAAGAGGAGGAAGUACAUCCCAGGCGGUCCUGGCGGCGGCGGCAGGUUCAUCCUCACCGACGACAUUAUCGAGGCACCGACAGGUCAGUCUCGUGCUGCUUCGUCCAGAUCUCGAAGCACCGCCCAGAGAUCCUCGAACCGUUCCCGCGCCCCACUCGUCCCGCGAGAGAGACGCACGCGCGCCCGAGCCUCCGCAACCCGUGCAGACGACGAGAUGGAGUUCAGCUCUGCGGCCGCCGUUGCUGCCGCCGUCGCACAGAGUGAGGGAUACAAGCCAAGAGAAGAACGCGGCUGGGAGGAGUUCCACCCAAAUCUUGACAUAGAGGCGACCUUUAUGGUCUUCCACGCCGAGGACGUCGAUGGCACCCGAAAGUCGACCCCUCCGCCACAACCUGCCCCUAUUCCUCCUGCCUCCCAGAGUACUACCGUCAAUGGCGCUAGCACUCCCUCGAAGGACGCCAGCGGCACUGCUAUAGGGGCUGCAGGCGAGUCUGCGACACAGCUGGAAGGGACCGCAGCGACUCCAACCACGGUCGUGGAGACGCCUACGAGACGGCGGACGACCCGUCCGAGGGAUGCCGUAUCCUUCUAUGCGACGCGUUCAGACUUGGGCCAGACCCCGAAAACGCCCAAGGUCCUGUCCACCUUGAACCAGACGCCCAAAGAACGCCUUGAUUUGAAGAACCCUUCCUACCGGAAGACGGACCGGAUAUUACUCUUCGAGAGCAAGACAUUCGGCCAGGCAAAAUAUGUCGACAAGGCUAUGAUGAAUGCGGGCUAUCAAGAGAGCGACAAUUUCAUUCGGCCCGAGCGACGUCUCUUGAAGGCAAGCGAUGCCCACGUGGACGAAGAUGUGGACCAGCUGCUUGGGCACAAGGCGGAGGGCGAAGUGGUUGUCCCCUACAGCGGAUCCAAUAUGGGCCGCGUUGAAUAUGAUAUGGAUGAACAGGACGACAUGUGGCUGGAAACACUUAAUUCACAGCGCAAAGCACACGAGCUGGAACCUGUGACCCGUGAGGUCUUCGAGAUCACGAUUACCAAGAUUGAGAAAGAGUGGCAUGCUCUGGAGAAGAAGAUACCAAAGCCCAAUCCAAAACCACCACAGACGCACCGGCCAAGGUCAAGUUCAGCUGCGGCCGUGAAUGGCGAGGGGGCGGGUGAGGAGCAGGACAGCAAGUGUGCCAUAUGCGACGACGGAGACUGCGAAAAUACCAAUGCGAUUGUGUUUUGUGAUGGCUGCGAUCUUGCGGUGCAUCAGGAAUGCUAUGGAGUACCUUUCAUUCCCGAAGGACAGUGGAUGUGUCGAAAGUGUCAGCUCGCAGGUCGUGGAGUUCCAACUUGCAUCUUCUGCCCCAACACGGACGGUGCGUUCAAACAGACCAACAACUCGAAAUGGGCCCAUCUGCUCUGUGCAAUGUGGAUUCCGGAGGUUUCUCUUGGCAACCACACUUUCAUGGAGCCCGUGAUGGACGUGGACAAAGUCCCCAAAAAUCGCUGGAAACUGCAGUGUUACAUCUGCAACCAGAAGAUGGGCGCCUGCAUACAGUGUGGCAACAAGGCGUGCUACCAAGCCUUCCAUGUCACAUGUGCACGGCGGGCGCAUCUGUACCUCAAGAUGAAGAACAACCAAGGCGCUCUCGCAGUGCUGGAUGGCGGUAUGGUGCUCAAGGCUUUUUGCGACAAGCAUUGCCCGCCAGACUAUGAAGAGGAGCACGGCGUGGCUGCUGCGUUCAAGGAGGCCAAGAAGUUCUACAAGCGCACGAUGAAAGGCCGGAUCUGGGCAAACAGUCAGGAUUCAGCUCGACAGCUGGCGGCGACCCACCGGCAUGCUUUCACCGAACACCCACCCGACGAGUCGCAAAUGAUCGGAGCCAAGCUCUCUGGUGGCGCGGGCGACAAGAAGAAGGGGCAGACCGGAAAGAUCUGGAAGCUGCCUUCAGGAGCACCAGUAAUCCCACAAGCUGUCUUCGACCUGGUAGAGGCUGGGCUGGCACGUUUCAGCCUGCGGAAGCGGAAGGAGUACGUGGCCGAGGCAUGUCGAUACUGGACCCUGAAGCGAGAGUCUCGCCGGGGCGCCGCGCUCUUGAAGCGUCUGCAACUGCAGAUGGAGUCUUUCUCGUCCAUCGAGCUGACAAGACGGGAUUUCGCCGCCAUGGGUCCUUCUGGCAAAACUCGUCUGGCUCGGCGUAUCGAGUUUGCCGAGACCCUCCUAAAUGACCUCGAACAGCUCAAGUCUCUUACCGACGACGUCGUGAACCGCGAAUUGGACAAGCUAGAGCAGGCUGAGAUGGAGCAGGACUUUGUCGACACGUGCUAUUUCCCCAUCUUCAGGCUUCUCUCGCCUGUCAUCGAUAAAGCCCAAGCGUACGACAAGAACGUCUUCAAAGACGGUCUGGCGAAGCUGCAGAGCAAAAUCGAGAAGCGCUUCUACACGACAACCCUCGAUUUCGCUCACGAUCUAUGCGAAGUCAUCCAUGUUGGCAUUAACGCUCACUGCAGGCCGGAAAUUGUCGAUCAGUCCGGGCUUGAGCCCAUCGAUGUGUCGCCUACUAAGCAUAGCUCAUCAUACUCUGAGACUCGAGAUCGCAAGAGGCUCGGCAAGCGCAUCAUCAAGUUGGUCCAGCCACAGUUGGAGGCCGCUCUGAAGGCCGAGGCGGACAUCACGUCGAAGCAGUACGCUACUUUGCAGAAGGAACUUGAGGGCAUGAUCGACGCCAGCCUCGAGAUCAGAAAACCUGGUCUUCCUCAUCAACAGGGAGCAAUGGGCCAAGCGGCCCAGGGCGUUGUCAUGGUAGAUGCUCCGGCUGAGACUCACAUCACUGUUGCGGAUGCCCAGCUGGGUAGUGAAGCUGGCGGCGAGGAAGCCGACAAGAUGGACGUCGACGAGCUGAGCAUUGAGGUCAAGGACGAAAAUGCUGGGGAGAGCAAUGGCGGCACAGCAGAGAAUGCCACAGCUGGGGAAGACAUACCCCAUGAACCUGAAGGCAGAUUGCCCAACGGCGUGAAGUCAGCACCGACACCCCCUGAAAUGAACGGAUACACACACAUAUCCCAAGAUUCGCACCCAACUCCUCUCACACCUCCGCAGUCCAACGGGAGCCUCGGCCGCGGGAUGGAUAACACGCUCACCGAGGGCGGCAUUUCCUGGUACCUGAGGCCUUUUGAUCCCGAGGGUACAACUGCGAUUCAGGAGCAGUGGGCGGGACGCGAGGCGCUGAGGUCACUCAGCGAGGAGCUGACGGAUAUGGACGAGGAGGAGCUCAACGAUUUAGAGUUUAAUGUCGAAGACAGCACCAUUACUGCUUCA